This is a messenger RNA of Haliaeetus leucocephalus (bald eagle), 603 nucleotides long. It is a transcript of the gene NMRK2, whose product is annotated as nicotinamide riboside kinase 2. The coding region runs from base 1 to 603 and encodes 200 amino acids. The record is from RefSeq and is a predicted model, not a curated record. NCBI's taxonomy places the organism in Eukaryota, Metazoa, Chordata, Aves, Accipitriformes, Accipitridae. The transcript is spliced from 7 exons. Gene Ontology annotation, cellular component: cytoplasm.
AUGAAAUACAUCAUAGGCAUCGGAGGUGUCACUAACGGUGGUAAAACCACCUUGACCAACAGAAUCAUCAAGGCGCUCCCCAACUGCUGUGUGGUCCAUCAGGAUGAUUUCUUCAAGCCACAAGAUCAAAUAGAAGUCGGGGAAGACGGCUUUAAACAAUGGGAUGUGUUGGACUCCUUGGAUAUGGAGGCAAUGGUGAGCACUGUGCGUGCAUGGAUUGAGAACCCAGUGAAGUUUGCCCGUUCCCACGGGGUGAAUGUUACGCCUGGCUCUAAAGAGCCAGCCUCCAAAGAUAUCCAUAUAUUGGUCAUUGAAGGCUUCCUGCUUUAUAAUUACAAACCACUGAUAGACCUAUUUGACAUACGCUACUACCUGGCAGUUCCAUAUGAUGAAUGCAAAAGGAGGAGAAGUACACGUAACUACACUGUUCCUGACCCACCGGGUCUCUUUGAUGGACAUGUCUGGCCCAUGUACUUAAAACACAGGAAAGAAAUGGAGGACUGUGGUGUUGAUGUUGUUUAUUUAGAUGGACUGAAGUCUAGAGAUGAACUUUACAAUCAAGUCUUUGAAGAUAUUCACAACAAGCUUUUAAAUUGCUUAUAG